GCUUGUUUGUUGCUUGACCUCUCCUUGGCCCUGUCCGACCGAAUUCCUCCUUUAUUUGACCCGGUUUGUUAUGAGGUAGUUUGAUGCGGAAACCUUUCACUCACUUCAUCCAGUGAAAGGCAUCUAGGCUUGGGCUGUAGUAUCUCCCGUGCUGUUUGCCUUAUCUCUGUAUGUCCGAGCCUCUUGACAUAUAUGGAUAAACCAGUCACCCUGCCGCCUGACAAUACAGUCCCAAAAUAAUCUGGAAGAGCACAGCUGAGCCUCGCGCGGCGCUGCACGCGCUCCUUCGACCAACCGCACCUCUUAGACGAAACGUCGCCUUAAAAAAAAAGCUUCUGCCAUUAGAUCAGACAUGACGAAAUUCACCUAUUCAGAGUAUCUGUCUCAGUUUCGUAAUGCCGGAGGUAAAUGUAAUAAUGUGACGCGCUGGACUGAAGACAGGAGGAGAGGAGGGGGCGAGAGCGACGUAACGUCAGAGCCGGAGUGAGUCUUUGUUGUGUUUGACACCGAGGCUGUAUGUGUCCCCGUCUGUGUAUGUGUACGUUGGGCUCCUUAUGUGAAAUCUACUGUAUAACUUAACAAUACGUGUAAAAUCCUUUUUCUUAUUUUCAUUUAUUUGACUCCCACCAAGUCAUACCACUCGGAACUUAGUAUUUAGGUAAAAUAAAGCCACCAAAAUAGUAUAAUCUCCUCUAGAAUUAAGGUCAAUUGUUGUAUCAAACAAAAGCCUAAAAACAGUGCUGGUGUCUGCCCUAAAAUUACACCUAAACACAUCUGUAAGUGUUUUGCUUUUCUGCUUUUUAGGGAUGCUGACCCGGUGGUCUCUGCCAUCAGAAGAGGAGAUGUAAAGGCCGUAAAUGAUCUCGCAACAUCUGCUCCUCACAGCCUGCUGAGGGAGAACAAAGAUGGGUGGAUACCUCUGCAUGAUGCUGCUUUCUGUGGACAGACGGAGUGCAUGAAGACUCUACUGAGAGGUUGGACAAUGGAAGCAUCAUUUGUGAAUAUUUCCAAACAAUCGCUAAGAUGUGUGAUAUGAAUAAAUGUCUUGUCUGUCCCAGCCCAUCCAGGUUCAGUGGACAAACGUACCUUGCAGGAGCAGACUGCAUUGCUGCUUGCUGUGUCUUGUGAACACUUGUCAUGUGUGCGGGGUCUUCUGGAGGCCGGCGCUGAUCCAGACAUCAGCAGCAAGAACAAAGAAACCCCUUUGUACAAAGGUAAGGCCACAACCUCAAUGGCCUGAAAAUAGCUUGUGAGAGAGCAGGGAAUUGUGUGUGUCAGAAAUGACUUAGUAUCUCAUCUGUGUCGAUAGCAUGUGAGCUGGAGAACGUGGACAUGGUGAGCCUCCUUCUGUCAUAUGGAGCCACAGUGAACCAGCGCUGUGGUCAAGGAUGGACAGCCCUUCAUGAAGCUGUGUCCAGGAGUAACACAGAGAUCAGUGAGAUCCUCAUAAGAGCCGGGGGAACCAUCAAUCCUUCCAACACCUACAGCAUAACACCUCUUAUUGUAGCUGCUCAACGAGGACAGCUUAAGGCUCUGUGUUACCUUGUCGGGAAAGGUACUUUUUUGCACAGAAAACAUUCUAACUUUUUGUAUUUUGACCUUUGUUUCAACUGUUUUGAUUUGAGAAAUGUUUUAUUUUAGGUGCAGAUGUGAACAUACAGACAUGUGAUGGUGUCACAGCGCUGCAUGAGGCGAGUAAAAACGGCCACAAGGAAAUUGUGGGAGUGCUGUUGACCAAAAAUGCAGAUGCCAACAAACCAACAAGCUCAGGACUACUGCCGCUGCAUGUUGCUGCCCAAUACGGUCAUCAUGAGUAAGUUUCCAUACAAUAAACUGAAGUGAGGUAUAGAGUAUUAAAGGGAGGAGAAUAUAUUCUGCUUUGUGGAAGUUUUCACCUUCUCUCAACAUUCCUGUGAAUAUUUCUUUGUGUUUAAAAAUAACAACCUUAUUUUUUUCCUGGAAAAAAAAAAACAAGUCCAACGGAUACCUGACAUUGGACUGAUUUUGUUUUUCAAUGGUGGAAGAAAUGCCCAAAUUUUUACUGUAAUCCCAGAUUGUAACUCCAAUAAUGCAUUAAAACAUCCAGGGGAAAGCACUGUAACAUUCACACUCCUAAGUGAAUCUUAUAGUUUCAAAAGUCUACUGUGAUUGUAAAGAGAAUUAAAAGCAGCUACAGACACUGCUUUGAAUUUUCUGUAAUGAUCUUUUUUGUGUUCAGGAUUGUGUCCCUGCUGGUCUCAGUGACAAGCAGAGCCAUGCUUCGUCACAGCUGUGUGAGCCCGCUCCACCUGGCAGCAGAGCACGACAGACACGCAGUGGCAGCUGUGCUCCUCAAGACAGGUGCAGACGUAAACGCCACUCUGGCCCGCAGUCACUUCAUCCAGUAUGCUGACCGACGCACCACAGCCCUCUACUUUGCCGUGGCCCAUGGCAGCACACAGACAGCAGAGGUGCUGCUGAAAGCCGGUGCUAGUUUAAACCUGGAUCCUGUCAGUCCUCUGCUGAUGGCUGUACGGCGGGGCUGUGUCCAUACUGUGUCCCUACUGCUGGACAGAGGGGCAGAUUUGGAUGCCAAAAUACCCUCUCACGCUGCUACAUUUCCUGCUGUUGUUGCACUGUGCAUGAAUAAUUUGCCACUGCUCAAGUGCCUUUUGGAUAAUGGCUGUGAUGCCCUCUCCUGUUUUAAGUGUACAUACGGUAGUGCCCCUCACCCAGCAUCAGGAGUAAGGACUGUUGGCAGCAGCAUACAUGAUCAUUUGCUUCCUUUAAACUGCAGUGAGCCACCAGAAAGAGCAACACAGGUGUGAAAAUAAGUUUAAAAAAAAGAGACAGUCCAGUUAAAAUCACAAUAACUUUAAAGCAAACACAUUUUAACUUGUGUGUUUUGUUUUUCUUGCAGUUCUGUGAGUGGAUUUCAACACCGGUAAUGUGCACAUCAGCAGGACUGAUCAUAGACCGUCUGCUGGAGCACGUCGCUCAUGUUCAGCUGUGCAGCAAACUCAAUGAACUGCUGGACAGCCGGGAAGAAUGGCUCGCUGUUAAGAGGAAGUCAUGUAUGCAUUUCAACAAUCAUUUACAUCCAAACAUGCAAAUGCGUCUGUUUCACUUCCUCACACGUGCGUACGACACAGAUGUAAUCUCAAAGCAUGAAAGUGAACUUUUUCUUUAUCUUUUUGUCCACAGCGUCUGCUCGUCCACUGCUGCACCUCUGCAGACUGAGGAUUCGGAGUCAAAUAGGGAGACACAGACUGAAAUCUCUCAGAAGCUUACCUCUGCCAGACAGACUCAUCAGAUACUUGAGCCACACUGACUGACUCUUAGAUGAACUUAAAACAACAUUGGCAUCAAAGAUGGGACUAAAUAUAUCAUGUUUUGUUUCUUUUUUUAAAUGCAUCUGAUAUCAAGAAUCUUUAAAUGGUUUUCUCAAAGCAGCUCUUUAUAUCUAUUUAUAACCUGUGUCUGUGACAGGGAGUGUCUUUAGAGUGUCAAUCAGAAUGUAUCGUAAUUUUUCACUGGGAAAGAAAAUGAUCAAAUGCCCCAAAAGGAGUCUCGAGGGAAAUUGAAUCAUUUAUUUAAAAAUAAAAGUAAUUGUUUCAAA
Xyrichtys novacula (pearly razorfish) is the source of this 3598-nucleotide messenger RNA. The record is from the annotation of a GenBank genome assembly. NCBI's taxonomy places the organism in Eukaryota, Metazoa, Chordata, Actinopteri, Labriformes, Labridae.